Molecule: messenger RNA, 1389 nt
Organism: Quercus robur (English oak)
Lineage: Eukaryota; Viridiplantae; Streptophyta; Magnoliopsida; Fagales; Fagaceae
Product: laccase-14-like
Exons: 5
Coding region: 73-1374 (433 amino acids)
Biological process (GO): lignin catabolic process
Cellular component (GO): apoplast
Molecular function (GO): copper ion binding; hydroquinone:oxygen oxidoreductase activity
Source: RefSeq, a predicted model, not a curated record
AAAAAACUAAGAGACUGAAAAGAAAAAUAAAAAAGUUUCCAUCAUCCACUCCCACCGCUCCCACAAAAAAAAAUGUGGUUGAACCUAAAAUUUUUGAGUUGGCUAGUCUUAAUUGCCGGUGCCAUUCAUUGCCAAGCUUAUGUUCUUCAUACUUUUGUGGUAAAAGAAACUCCAUACACGAGACUAUGCGGCACAAAGAACAUCUUGACAGUAAAUGGUCAGUUUCCAGGACCAACACUACAUGUUCAAAAAGGAGAUACUAUCUUUGUUGAUGUCCAUAACCAGGGCAAUUUUAACAUAACUAUUCAUUGGCAUGGAGUAAAACAACCGAGAAAUUCAUGGUCAGAUGGCCCUGAAUACAUUACACAAUGCCCCAUACAACCAGGUGGGAGGUUUAGACAAAAGAUUAUAUUUUCCUCAAAAGAAGGAACCCUAUGGUGGCAUGCUCACAGUGAGUGGUGGCGAGCAACGGUUCAUGGUGCUAUAAUCAUUCAUCCCAAGAAGGGAACCAAAUAUCCUUUCCCUCUUCCUCAUGCAGAGGUUCCAAUCAUAUUUGGAGAGUGGUGGAAGCAAGAUAUAUUGGCAAUUUAUGAUGAAACUAUUUUUACUGGAGGAGCCCCUAAUGUUUCUGAUGCUUUCACCAUCAAUGGACAACCUGGUGUUCUUUAUCCGUGCUCAAAACCAGACACAUUCAAGCUAAAGGUUGAUCAUGGAAAGACUUAUCUCCUCCGCCUUAUCAAUGCUGCCGUGAUGGAUAUUCUCUUUUUCGCCAUUGCCAAACACAAUGUCACUGUUGUGGGAACAGAUGGUAGCUACACCAAGCCAUUGGAAUCAAGUUAUGUCACAAUAUCCCCUAGCCAAACCAUCGAUAUUUUGUUGAAGGCGAACCAGAAAUCUGACCACUAUUACAUGGCUGCUAGAGCAUACUCUGCCGCACCUGGUGUUGCUUACGAUAACACAACCACCACUGCCAUUCUCGAAUACAAUGGAAACUAUACCCCAUCUUCAUCUCCUUCCUUACCUAAUAAUCUUCCUUACUUUAAUAAUACCAAUGCCUCAAUUAGUUUCACAAGUAGCCUCAGAAGCUUAGCCGAUGAAAAUCAUCCAGUCAAUGUCCCAAUAAACAUAACCAAACAUUUAUUUUUUGUAAUCUCAGUCAACACGUUCCCAUGUCCUAACAAUUCAUGUGCAGGGCCUAAUGGGACACGACUAGCCACUAGUGUCAAUAACAUAAGCUUUGUGGACCCAUCCUUCGAUAUAUUACAAGCUUAUUAUCGUCAUGUCAAUGGGGUAUUUGGGACUAAUUUUCCAGAUUUCCCACCAUAUUUAUUUAAUUUCACAGUUGAGAGACUCGCGGCUUGUUCUCGCAAGUGACUCGCGGCUGCAAGC